Messenger RNA from Penicillium malachiteum, 1491 nucleotides. RefSeq lists its product as uncharacterized. The record is from RefSeq and is a predicted model, not a curated record. Bases 1 to 1491 code for a protein of 496 amino acids. NCBI's taxonomy places the organism in Eukaryota, Fungi, Ascomycota, Eurotiomycetes, Eurotiales, Aspergillaceae. The transcript has 3 exons. Gene Ontology annotation, cellular component: membrane. Gene Ontology annotation, molecular function: carbohydrate:proton symporter activity. Gene Ontology annotation, biological process: transmembrane transport; carbohydrate transport.
AUGUCGGAAAAGGAGACUACUGAUCGAGGUUUGCGGAGGUUGAAUCUCGGCAUUGCUUUGAUGUUAGCUGCUUCAGCUACGUCUGGGUAUAAUGCUAGUCAGAUUAACAGUUUGUUGGUGCUGCCAGAGUUUAAGGAUUACUUGAGUGAUCUCAGCUCCAGUGCUGAAGGCUUAAUCAUUGCUGCUGUUUCGCUUGGUGCCUUCUUAGCUUUUAUCCCUGCCUCCUAUGUUGCCGACCAACUAGGCCGUCGAAUCUGCGUUUGUAUCGGUUCCACCCUCGUCAUCCUCGCGGCUAUCAUCCAGGUGGCAGUCACGCAUCCAUGGGUAUUCUUCGGUGCUCGGAUAGUCACUGGAGCGGGUGUGGGCUUUUCGCAAACAGCUGCACCAUUGCUCAUCGCCGAGGUAGCCCAUCCUCGUCAACGUCGAAUUCUCACUGGACUUUAUAAUGCGGUGUGGUUCUGUGGCUCGAUUACAGCUGCCGCUAUAGCCUUUGCGACCUUAUCUAUUCCAAAUAGUUGGUCAUGGCGAGCUCCAUGUGUCUUGCAAAUACUUUAUCCGAUCUUUCAGUUGAUCGGGUUGUUCGUUAUUCCGGAGAGUCCCAGAUGGCUUGUUUCAAAGGACAGAGUCGGAGAAGCCCGGGCUAUGUUGACACGGUAUCAUGGAAAUGGCGAUAUCAGCAGUCCGCUUGUCGAAGAGGAAUUCGAUCAGAUCUGCAAUAGUAUUCGUGCAGAGGCCGAUCUUAAGGAGAGCUCGGGGUGGAGUGCAUUCCUGAGAACCCGAGGUAAUGUGCAUCGGCUAUCGAUCUGUAUUCUGCUGGGUUUUAUGCAAGAGUGGACCGGCAAUGGUGUCACUUCCUACUAUCUCCCUCCUAUCCUAGGUUCAGUCGGUAUCAAAGAUGCCUCGCAUCAAGCAGCUGUCAAUAUCAGUCUCCAGUUUUGGAAUCUCAUAUUUGCUGUUGGUGGCGCCAGCACCUCGGAUAGAUAUGGACGACGUACUCUCUGGCUUAGUGCAACGACAUUAAUGACGAUCUUCUUAUCAACAUCAACAGUCAUGGCAGGCCUCUUUGCUCAACUGCAUAUUUUUGAAGCAGGCAUUGCCGUUGUGCCCAUGCUUUUCCUCUUCUGUGCAGCUUAUGACUUUGCAUAUAUGCCACUGUUUAUCGCAUACCCUGCUGAGAUCCUCCCUUAUCAACUUCGUGCCAAGGGUCUCGCCAUCACAUUGACAACGGAUUCGCUGGCUUGUUUCUUUAAUCAGUAUGUUAAUCCCGUGGCGUUCCGGGCACUUGCGUGGAGGUACUUUUGUAUCUAUAUUGGGUGUCUUGUGUUUUUCUUGGGCGUGAUAUACUUUGUGUUCCCAGAGACACAGGGAAGAUCUUUGGAAGAAGUGGCGCAGAUUUUUGAAGACUCGGAUGAUAAGGAUGUGAAAGCUAUCAGUCCUGUCGAGUCCGAGGACUUUCACACUGCUUCCUUUGCAGCGAAGUCUGAAAGUUGA